GCGCUUUUAAUUGUUUCAGUUCCUCGCAGAAAUUUGUCGCGCGCGCGAAUAGUUGCUUUUCGUUCUCCGGUCUACUCGCUCGCUAACUCACUCGAGACGACGGGAAUGAACAAAUCUAUCGGUCAACGGAAGUGAAAGUCCUCUGGAAAACACUUACCCCUAGCGAAUAGAAUAGUUCCCGCCGCCUUAUCAGAUCGAAAGACAAAAGCGUGCGAUUCCGAGAUUUUGGACUUUCCGGUUGUUUGAGAAAUCUAUUCGCGCCGCGUGUGAUCUAAAGACCGUUAUCAAUCAUCAAUCGAGUCAGGUCGAUGCUUUGAGGAGUAGGAGCAAGUGCCUCAACAGGAGAGCGGCUGCCACGAGCUCUCAGUUAUCAACGGUCAACUGCCCGCUGUUGACGGGGCUGCUCGGGUGUUCAAUCCCAGCUUCCAAUUCGCACCUCCCGAGUGAGGUGUUGGAGUUAGUUUCGCGCAUUCGAUUCCAUGUGCAUUGAUGCGUCGCGGUGUUAGGUGAAGACCAACGACUACACGACGUUUUGGAAGAAAUUGUUUGAGCCAAGUGGAGGCGUGGUGGCAGCUGCAGAGUGGGGGAAGAAGACUAAACAUCGACAACUGUAAAAUGCUGCAACGGCAGCUGGAAGAGCCAACCACCGCGAGCAACCUAUGGAACUACCUGGCGUUUGUGGCAUUCGUUGUGGUGUCCGCCCUGAUACCGAUUCGCAAGCGGCUAUGCAGCCGGAAGGUGAAAACCAAGGAGGACUAUGUCUUCGGAGCCGGUCACAUCUCGAUGCUGGCGAUGAUGCUGUCGAUUGCGAGGGGCACCCUCGGGGUUAUCUCGGUGCUCGGUUAUCCGAGUGAGUUCUUCUAUCGGGGGACGGCCAUGUGGGAAACGCUGUACGGCAUGAUGACCGCCUAUCCGAUUGUGUGCUUCGUGUUCAUUCCGGUGUACUUCGACCUGGGAAUCACUUCGGUCUAUCAGUAUCUGGAGCUGAGGUUCAACAGUCGUCUGGUGCGAUGCCUUGCAUCCGGAACUUACAUCCUCCGAACGCUUCUUAGCCUAGGCGUCACCAUCUACACCCCGACGGUAGCCCUGAACACCAUCAUCGGAGUUCCGUACUGGGCCUCACUCCUCUGCAUCACCUGCAUCAGUAUAUUCUUCAACGCGCUCGGAGGUAUGAAGGCAGCCGUGGCGGCUGACGUCAUCCAAAGUCUCAGCAUGACGGCCAUGUUGGUCGGAAUCGUCAUCUACUGUAGCGUCAAGAGCGGCGGAGUGGAUCAGACAGUCGCUAUCGGAGCGCAGGCGGGGCGGAUGAACUUUUUCAACUUUGCAGCCGACCUACAUCUCCGGGUAACGACCACUUCGGCUUGGCUUGGCGAGCUGUUCAUGUCGCUUAGUCUGCUGGGAUGCCAACAGAACUUCGUCCAGCGAUACUUGAGCAUGCCAACCCUGCGCAAAAUUCGACAAACCAUGCUCGUCAACAUACCACUCGUUGCGGUGCUAUUUUCGCUUCCCUGGCUGGUGGGAAUGGGCAUAUUUGCUCUGUAUUACACCUGUGAUCCUCUGAAGGCGGGAGCCAUAGAGAAAAUGGAUCAAAUCCUACCCUAUUUCAUAAUGGAUUACUUUGCCAAAGUUCCCGGAGUAUGGGGACUCUUCGUUGGAACGCUCUUCAACGGAGCCCUCACUUUGAACAUCUCCAACAUCAACUCCCUCGCAACGGUUACUUGGGAAGACUUCCUAUCGCUACUCCCAGGUUUCCGUAAAAAGACCGACAGCUAUCAACUGACUGUGAUCAAACUGGUAGGUACCAUUUACGCCAUCCUGAUUCUGGGCGUCGGAUUCCUCGUUGGACUUCUGUCUGGAGUAAUCGAAUCUUCGGUGCUGAUUCUAUCGGCAACCUCCGGACCUCUUCUGGGUGUCUUCAUCCUCGCAAUGUUCGUGCCAUUUGCCAACUGGAAGGGAGCGGCUCUUGGAAUGCUGGUCUCCCAUGCAGUGACCGUCUGGAUCGUUACCGGACGCAUGAUGUACGUUGAGGUGUACGAUUCGCUGCUUUCGACCUCGAUCGAAGGCUGCGUCGAAGAUGCACAGUUCCUCACCAACAGCAGCACCUCGUACAUCGUAGUGGACCAGAUGAGUAGGAUAGUUCCUAUGCCCGCCCAGGGCGACUCGUUCCUUUACCGGAUCUACUCCGUGUCGUACAUGUACUACGGUGUGUUCGGAACCCUGCUAACAGUAGCCGUAGGAUUAGUGUUCAGUUUAGCCACGUGGAGCAGUGUCGAUGCGUACAAUACAAAGAUGUUGCAUCCGGCAGUGCGGUGGCUACACGAGCGAUCGCCUUUCGGUGGCAAACGGUUCGGGUCGUUCGAUGUGAACAAGGGAGAUAAGCUGCCACCCGCGGCGAAGGUAGUGGUUGUGAGUAGUAUGACCGAUAAGGAGUCCGGUAAGAGUUGAUGUAGGAGAGAUGAUUGCUGUAAUUUGACAGCAACGCAACCGACUAGCAAUGUAAGUUUGUAAAUAGUAAUAAAAAUUGUCUUAUCUUAAAACGGUUCA
Aedes aegypti (yellow fever mosquito) is the source of this 2544-nucleotide messenger RNA. Its product is annotated as sodium-coupled monocarboxylate transporter 1. The record is from RefSeq and is a predicted model, not a curated record. Gene Ontology annotation, cellular component: membrane. Bases 616 to 2445 code for a protein of 609 amino acids. The transcript is spliced from 3 exons. Lineage: Eukaryota; Metazoa; Arthropoda; Insecta; Diptera; Culicidae. Gene Ontology annotation, biological process: sodium ion transport; transmembrane transport. Gene Ontology annotation, molecular function: symporter activity.